Molecule: messenger RNA, 3766 nt
Organism: Odocoileus virginianus texanus
Lineage: Eukaryota; Metazoa; Chordata; Mammalia; Artiodactyla; Cervidae
Source: RefSeq, a predicted model, not a curated record
GAUUUUGUUCUGGGGCUGCGGCCGCCCACGGGCCGGGCCAGCACCGCCGCCCGCCCGGCGCCCUGACGGCCGCUGUUAUGCGUAUUCCUGUAGACCCGAGCACCAGCCGCCGCUUCACACCUCCCUCCACGGCCUUCCCCUGCGGCGGCGGCGGCGGCGGCGGCGGCGGCAAGAUGGGCGAGAACAGCGGCGCGCUAACCGCGCAGGCGGCCGUGGGCCCCGGCGGGCGCGCCCGACCCGAGGUGCGCUCGAUGGUGGACGUGCUGGCGGACCACGCGGGCGAGCUCGUGCGCACCGACAGCCCCAACUUCCUCUGCUCCGUACUGCCCUCGCACUGGCGCUGCAACAAGACGCUGCCCGUCGCCUUCAAGGUGGUGGCGCUGGGGGACGUGCCAGAUGGAACGGUGGUGACAGUGAUGGCGGGCAAUGACGAGAACUACUCCGCUGAGCUGCGCAACGCCUCAGCCGUCAUGAAGAACCAGGUGGCCAGGUUCAACGACCUCCGCUUCGUGGGCCGCAGUGGGCGAGGUAAGAGUUUCACGCUGACCAUCACCGUGUUCACCAACCCCACGCAAGUGGCCACCUACCACCGCGCCAUCAAGGUGACCGUGGAUGGACCCCGGGAGCCCAGACGCACCUCGGAACUGAACCCCUUCUCCGACCCCCGCCAGUUCGACCGCUCCUUCCUGCCGCCCCUCACGGAGAGCCGCUUCCCCGACCCCCGGAUGCAUUACCCAGGGGCCAUGUCGGCCGCCUUCCCGUACAGCGCCACGCCCUCGGGCACCAGCAUCAGCAGCCUCAGCGUGGCCAGCAUGCCGGCCACCGGCCGCUUCCACCACACCUACCUCCCGCCGCCCUACCCGGGGGCCCCGCAGAACCAGAGCGGGCCCUUCCAGGCCAACCCGUCCCCCUACCACCUCUACUACGGCGCGUCCUCCGGCUCCUACCAGUUCUCCAUGGUGGCCGGCAGCGGAGGCGGCAGCAGCGGGGGCGACCGCUCCCCGACCCGCAUGCUGGCUUCCUGCACCAGCAGCGCCGCCUCGGUCGCCACCGGCAACCUCAUGAACCCCAGCCUGGGCGGCCAGAGCGACGGCGUGGAGGCCGACGGCAGCCACAGCAACUCGCCCACCGCGCUGAGCACGCCCGGCCGCAUGGACGAGGCCGUGUGGCGGCCCUACUGACCGCCCGCGGCAGGGUGGACCGCUCUCGCCGGCGGCGCGCGGCGGAGGGGAGGGACCCCCAAGAACCUUCCAGACAAGCGCGGCGGGCCCAGCUCCAAGGCUCAGGGCACCAACUGGACUUAACGCUCCGGGGCAGUCGUGGGCCUCAGACGGGUCCACCGUCCCAGGGGGUGGCCCCGGAGCUGGUGGUUGGCUCUAAGAGCGUCUUAUCCCAGAGCCACGUCUUUGUACAGAGGGGUGGGGACCUCUCCCAGGACUCCGCCCCCAGCCCAGAUCAUCUCAUCCCACGUCCCUGUGGGAGAAGCCCCCUCCUGCCACCCGCCCACCCCUGCCCCCUGCCCAGGGUGAGCCGGCUGUCCCCAGCUACGCCACUACUGUCAGGGGCCCAGGCCCCCUGGACGGAGACCGUCUCCUUCCCAAAGAGAGGUGGUGUUUGCCCACACGGUUUGCCCUCUUACUCACAGAGCCCUAGAAAGACCUCCCCCCGCCAUCUUCCUCAGAGACCCCUCACCCCGUGGGCCCAGCCCUUCCCUCCACAUUUACACUAGUUGAGUCACAACUGGAAGGUUCCCCCAGCCCUGAAAGGGGGGCUUCCUCAUGGUAUGGAUGAGGAAGCAACCCCUCCAGAGGCCCCGGGGAAUUGUUAGCAGAGAUGGAAAGAGGACACCCCAGGCCCGCCCGCUGCCCGAGCUCUGCUCCCCCACAACUCGUAGCAGCUAAGAGGCCCCAACCCGGUCCCAGGGCCCCAGAGCAGACUGGCCUGUGACAGCAGGUCCCUAAAACCAGGGCAGGCACCGGCAGACGGGUCCUCCGUGCACUUUACCAGUCCGAGCCGUUCGCCCUCUCCUCCCUCUAGGGCCUGGGAAGGGUCCCCUUUCCCCUCGGCUGGUCUCCCAUGUUGCCAUUUUUGGACAGAGCACCAGGACCGGACAGGUCCUAGCAGAAAGCCUUGGGGUGACGGGUCAUGGGGUCAGAUGUCAGCCUCCCUGUCCUACCUAGGUCCAGCCAAGCUGCACACACCCCUGACGCCCAGCCUCAUGAGAAGGCCCAGCCAAACCUCCCAGCCUCUGACAUACAACCUUCCAUCUUUAACCAGUCUGCUCCCAGAGCAGUCUUGAACAACAACAACAGAAAAGAAAAACCAGUUGUCAAAGCUGGUUUUAGAAAAAGAAGUUUCUCAAACAUUUUCAGACACCCCGUCCCUUACAGGAAAAGGCCCCGUGAUAGUGAAUGAUACUCCCCCCACCCCCUCGAGGGUGUGGAAUUGUUAGCCACACCCCCAAAAACCUCCUCAAGAUGUCACAAUCCUUCAAGCAGCAUCCUACCAGCUGCCACCAAAGGGAAACCCUGCUGCGGACCAAAGGAAGCGCUGGUGAGAGGCUGGAGUCUUCUGUCUUCGACUCUUCAGGCGUUUGUUCUUGCCAAGAGGGUGUGAGCUGGGGCGAGGUGGCUGAGUGAGGGCAGAUCACAAGAGCUGUUAAGAGCUUGGCAGCCUCAGCCCCGGCUCUGUUCACGGGAAGUGCUGCAGUUUGCAGAUGGGAAAACAGUCCUGGCCCCCGGGUUUAGGCGCGUCCGAGUGUUCUGGUUCUAGAAAGACAUAAGAAACCCAUGCCUGAGGGUUUCUUUUUUUUAAAUUCUAGAAAGGCAGAAGGGGAACAGGACAAGAAAACUCUAGAAGCAUUGGGCAGCAUGUGGAUUUAGUCGCUGUUUUCGGCCCCAUCUUCUGUGGAGGUGGGAAUCUCCUCCACAAAGUGCCCCUUGGCGGUUGUCUCUGUAACAGCACUUGGCCGGCCGCCACCCCAGCCUGCAGCCGCUGGCGGAGAAGCACACGGGGUGCCCACUCAGGCAGGUUAGGAAGUCCUCCUGGUGGUCUUACUCAGCCCCCUCUUGCUGCAGUUUGUCUUCUGGGAAGAAAAGCACGUCUCCAUCCUUUAAAACAGCUGCUAAGGGGUUCCACUGACUCCCUCAGGCAGCGUGCAGGUUCUGGGGGGGCAGGCUCCCCACUCCUCCUCAGGAAGCAGCUACAGAUUCACUGCCCCGGUGUCUUCUCUCCUGUUCCCUGUGCUUGUACACGGGCCCCAGGCCCCAGCGGGAGGCACCCUUGGGUCCCCAGGGCCCAGCACUUUGUAGCCCUCCCCACCCCCCCAGAUGACUACCCGCUUCCUGAUAUCCAAGCCCUGGUCGGGGCAGGGACCGGAAAAUAAAUUGACCCCCUCGCCCCUGCCCAGUCCCCGACUAAAAGUGAUGGCAGCCAUGCUGAAUCUUGUUUUUUAAUGCCCGUGGUGGGUGCAGACAGCUUGGGCUGGUAAAAAUGGGUCCUUAUUUACAAGGCUGCUUUAAAGUCAUACAAGGCAAACACACUGACUCAGAAAGCACAAGGAAUCAAGGGGUAUGGGUACCGUAUUACUGUAAGCCUAUUGGUGAUGGGUACAGGUUGGUUGUGACAUAUUGUCAUGCUGAGAUGUUCAUACCUGCUAUACGCAUACCUUCGUAAAACCGUCCCAGGGCUGGGAAGAGGGUGGGGGAGGGGUGGAAACUUGCUUUGCACUAUAAUUUGCUUGGUGUGUUUGUUUUUAAUGCACAAC